Colletotrichum godetiae is the source of this 2657-nucleotide messenger RNA. RefSeq lists its product as uncharacterized. Gene Ontology annotation, biological process: positive regulation of transcription from RNA polymerase II promoter by galactose; DNA-templated transcription. The coding region runs from base 135 to 2393 and encodes 752 amino acids. Gene Ontology annotation, cellular component: nucleus. Gene Ontology annotation, molecular function: zinc ion binding; RNA polymerase II cis-regulatory region sequence-specific DNA binding; DNA-binding transcription factor activity, RNA polymerase II-specific. The transcript has a single exon. NCBI's taxonomy places the organism in Eukaryota, Fungi, Ascomycota, Sordariomycetes, Glomerellales, Glomerellaceae. The record is from RefSeq and is a predicted model, not a curated record.
CCUCUCUAAACCCCGGAGUUCAACGUCUCCUAUCUUGCCACGCACUCGUUCCUAGUUGAAUUGAGAGAGCUGUGUGAGGUUGUCUACUUUCAUAUCGUAUCUCCACUAAGACGGACGUCGAAGGCGAGCAAACGAUGCCUACGAAAAGAGUCCGUCAGAGCGAGCGGCGUAGAUGCGUCAAGGCUUGCGGCAAUUGCAAGCGGCGCAAGGAACGCUGCGAUGGUCAACAACCCUGUCGGAGGUGCGUUAUCCGCAGAGUCGAAGCCGACUGCACCUUCAUCGGCCCGCCGACGAACUUUGCCGCUACCGAGGACUCGUCAUCCGUGAGAAGUCCUGAUCGCCAGCAGGUUCAUGUUUCUCUUCCUCCUCACCGAGGGAGCCCUUCCGGUCACGGUCAGGAUCUCUUCAGUUCUUAUGGGCCAACCGCCUCCUUUCACGAAGCCGUCAUUUCACCGAGUCAUCAUCCUCAUCACCGGCGCGCGUCGUCGUCAAUCAGCCACCUCUCACAGAGCACUGCGGUACCACAGGUAUCGCGACUCAUCGCAGAUGGCAAGGGCCGCUUCAUGUUCAUUGGCGAUGCCGCCAAUCUGGCCUUCUUGAAAGUGAUACGUCGGCUGGUACGCGACCGCGUCGGCCUGUGUCCCUUUACUGAUGACCCCCUGCGCCAUAUCAUGGUCGAGGCGACUCCUGAAGGUCGCCCGAAAUGGAUAAUCACGAACCCCGCCGAUAUCCCCUCCAAACCCAGCACUGAGCAAGCAAGAUAUCUGCUGCGGUGGUACCUCCGUGCAACAAACUGUAUUCUCGACGUGUUUAAUGAGACUGAGAUACUCAAGGACCUCGAACACUGGCUGCGUGGCGAGCCGACGAGUCAAGAUGAAGAGGCCAUGAACUGCAUCUUCUUUCUGAUAUUCGGCAUCGGAGCACAGCGAUGUCCGGAUGAUCGGGAUGCCGAUGCCGAGAAAUAUUUCAACUACGGUCGAUUCCUAGCAGUGUCGUAUGCUAUGGAGAACCCAACGAACAACACUGUGCGCAGUUAUAUACUCAUCACCGUCUACCUCCUCGGCGCAUCGCGGCGCAACUCAGCCUUUAUGCACCUGGGCGUCGCUGUCCGGGCUGCCUAUGCGCUGGGAAUUCACCGGCGAGACGUCCCAGCCCUAUUCUCGACACAAGAGCAAGACACCCGGGAUCGAUUGUGGAAGGCCCUCCGGGUUCUAGACCUGUUCCUGGCUGCCUCCCUAGGUCGACCAUUGGCGACAUCCGAGACCCGAGACACAUCAGCGAGCGAGAACUACUCUGCUUCACUAGACCUCUGCGCCAUCUUCGAGUCAAUCCUGAACGAUGUCUACGCCAAGCGCAUGGUAUCUACAGAAACGCUGGAGCGUAUCAGCGAACAGCACCGUCGAUGGGCCGCGAGGUUCAGUGACGGUCUCGCAGCUGACGGAAUGAAACCCAGCAAGUAUGUUGACGCUGAUGAUGGUGAGAAAUAUCCAAAUAUUGGACUCUAUCAUAUGAAAGAAGCAUACUACUGGAGCAUCAUGCUAUUAUCGCGGCCUUUCCUCAUCGACUUUGUUUCGAGAAACAUUGCCCGCUCUCGGGCGACAUCGAUGUGGUCCGAAGAAACGCCUUUAUCAUCGCCAUCUGACCAACUCUUGGUCCAUGCUUGCGUGGACUCUGCGAUACGGACAAUCGACCUUCUAUCAACUCUAAUACCGGACAAAAACGUUGCCAAACGACACCCCUUUGUCAUCAACUCCGUAUUCGUCUCCGCCUUAGUCCUUGGUCUUGCCGUAUUUGGCGACCUGGACAGCACAUUUCCGUUAGAUCACGGCUUAAACGACGCGCAAGCGCUGUUGAAGAAGUUCAGCAAGCAUGAUCCUGUUGCCAGCAGAGAGCUCGCCAUCGUCGAACAUCUCCAGAGUGCUUGUGUCCUGUACCGAGAGCGGAGGGCGCGUCGGAAGAUGGAGUGCCAGGGUAUGCUGAUAGGCGAGCUCUUCGGAAGCGUCCACGAAGGCGGACCACUGUCAACGGAAGCAUCUAAGCUCGGCUCAAAUGCCAUGCACCGAGAUAUUCGCUAUUUUGGCAACCAUCGACAUUUGAGUACAUCAGAAGCCGGGGAGAUCAACAGCCUCGACCAGAGCGUCUCACUGACGACGGGGAGCACUGAUGGGCCGCAGAUAUUGGGUAGCGAGGCUGGUCGAGGAACAAACGUGAUCCAGGCACUGACUCCGUCGACUGACAUUCUGCUCCCAAUGUCGCCGAGAACGCUAUUAUUUGAUUCUUAUGGGCAAGAUAUGCCUUUCUUCCCGACUAUGGAUGCGAGCAUGGCUCACUUGGGUUACACGGAUGAGAUGUUGCUUGCUGAUACAGGGGCAUUAAUGGAACCACCGUGUUAGUCACGGAGGAAUAGCACGUGUCUGGAAGUAGACUUCUACGAAUUAUUAGCGACUGAAUGACCAAGAAUACCAAGCGAUGAACCACAAAGAUCUGUCUACUAUCAUAAGGAUGGGAUGUGCCUGUAAUGAUGGAUUACCCGAGCUAUAUCGCUCAAGCAGUAUCAAACAUCAAACCCAACGGGCAUGAAACACAACCAUACAGCGCUCGUGAAAACGGAACUUAAUGGGUAACAAUGCUUGUUUAAAUUGAUUAGAUCAAGAUCC